UAAUUAUAUAUUAUGGUAUUAAUGUUUUGUCUUAUUACGAGUAGGGGAAUCCAUCUAUUUAUUUCACCUCUAGGCUGCAUGCAAGGUUCACUUAGCUAUCAAUGAUUAAAAGAGAUUUUUUUUUUCCAAAAAAUUUCGUGCCAAAUAUAGUAACUUCACUUGUACAUAAGGUUUUGACUUCGAUCUACAUUUCAUCAGGUAACAUAACAGAAGAUUGUGAGACUAAAAAUUGAUUUCGUGAAGGAAUUCGGAGAAAUAUAGUAUGCCGGAAAAUAGAAAGAAGUACAAGGGAGAAACGUCAUCUGAAAAAGUUGUGUCAUGUCAUGACUUGAACAGAAAGCCAAGGUUUAGAUGGACAGUGGAACUCCAUGAGCUCUUUGUUAAAGCUGUGAAUGAGUUAGGAGGUCCUUAUGAAGCAACACCGAAGAAUAUAGUGAAACUUAUGGAUGAUGAAGAUAUCACACCAGACCAUAUCAAAAGCCAUCUCCAGAAGUACAGACAGAGUAAAGACAUCAUGAGCACCACUAGAAGUACUAGUAAAGGCAAGUUGCUACUAUAACUAA
This is a messenger RNA of Solanum tuberosum (potato), 563 nucleotides long. Its product is annotated as putative Myb family transcription factor At1g14600. Gene Ontology annotation, molecular function: DNA-binding transcription factor activity; DNA binding. The transcript has 4 exons. The record is from RefSeq and is a predicted model, not a curated record. Lineage: Eukaryota; Viridiplantae; Streptophyta; Magnoliopsida; Solanales; Solanaceae. Bases 263 to 559 code for a protein of 98 amino acids.